This is a messenger RNA of Paramuricea clavata, 1052 nucleotides long. The record is from the annotation of a GenBank genome assembly. NCBI's taxonomy places the organism in Eukaryota, Metazoa, Cnidaria, Anthozoa, Malacalcyonacea, Plexauridae.
AUGCGAAUGGCAUCCUUCAAAUCCGUUCAUGAUUUGCUGCUUAUUGGUUUUCACGAAGGUUUAUUGGACGAAGAAGAGUUUUUGCUGUUGUACCAACAAUAUACUUCUCUGAAUGCUGAGUAUCCGUAUACAAGCUAUCCAGCCUUUGACCUAGAGUUAAAGGACGAAGUUGAAUGCAAAACUGAAUUUAGAGUGGAAAAGAAUGAUAUACCAGGACUUGCGGAUACGCUAAGGAUUCCAGAAAUUGUAAAAUGUUACCAAGGGACUAUUUGUGGACGAGAAGAAGCCUCGUGGAUUCUGCUCAAGAGGUUUGCCUAUCCUUGCAGGUAUUCUGACCUGAUUCCUACCUUUGGUAGAUCAGUUCCUGAAUUAGCUAUGAUUAAUAAUAAAAUGAUCAGUUUAAUUUUUGAUAUCCAUGGCCAUCGUCUGACAGAGUGGAAUCAUCAGAUUUUACACCCAGAAGCUCUUGAGACAUAUGCUACAGCCGUAUCGAACAAAGGAGAAGCCCUUACCAACUGCUUUGCUUUCGUAGAUGGGAUGGUCAGACAAAUUUGUAGACCUGGAAAAAACCAAAGAGUCGUAUAUAAUGGUCAUAAACGAGUCCACGCCCUAAAGUUCCAAUCUGUGGCCUUGCCCAAUGGAAUAAUUGCUAAUUUAUAUGGACCAGUUGGUAAGUUUCUAGUAAACCAAUGCAUAAAAUUUAAUUUUUUCCAGCAGGUACUAUGUCAGUGUCUAUAUAUUAAAGCUGGUACUUGACAAUUUUAUCAAGUAUUUGAAACAGGGCCGUUGUAAACUAACGAUAAUCUGUGAAGUUUGAGAGGGAAAUAAUGACCUAAUAAUCAACCCUAACUAAUCAGACCCCCCCCCCCCAAUACAAAAUUGCUUCCUAUGGUAGUGAUUUAUAUAUCAAAUGGUGUCGCUAUCACCUGUAAAUAACAUUUACAUAAUGUAACAUUUGUGCAAUAUUCUCAAUAGAGGGGAAGAUGCAUGAUGCACGGAUGCUUGGUGAGUCUGGCGUGUACAACAACAUGAGGCAAUUUGCAUUCUCCUGA